Messenger RNA from Paraphaeosphaeria sporulosa, 1419 nucleotides. RefSeq lists its product as uncharacterized. The transcript is spliced from 2 exons. The coding region runs from base 294 to 1289 and encodes 331 amino acids. NCBI's taxonomy places the organism in Eukaryota, Fungi, Ascomycota, Dothideomycetes, Pleosporales, Didymosphaeriaceae. Gene Ontology annotation, cellular component: cytoplasm. The record is from RefSeq and is a predicted model, not a curated record.
AAACUACGCCGCGUCCGCUUUGGGCAAAAGCGGGCAUGUACACUCGUUCACUUUGGCCCAUUUAUCGCUCCCAGUGGCCGAGUGGCGCCACAUCUCAGGUGGCCACAGCAUCAAUAAUCGCUUCGUGAAUCGCGUCUGGUUGUGAAAUGUGUUGUUCAUUUCUGCGGCCUGUUUCGCGGCUGCUCUUUCCGAGUAGAUGGUUUCUCCUCUCUACAUUGCCGAGACCCGAUCGACCCAGCCACCCGGUGGGCCUUCAUCCGUUCAUUCCAACGCUGUAUUCUUAAUAUACACCCAUGGCAACACCAGCCACACCUUCCAGAAUCCUACCUAAAUCGAACUUUCACAAUGCCAACGCCGCCACAAACACAGGCGUUUCGAUAGCCCCAGAUGCAGAGUCGAAGGGAGCCAGCCUUGCUUACCAACGGAAUAACGACUUCGAACACCCUGAUCAUGUCAUUCCACCACCAGACUAUACAGGCUUUGAAAACUUAGUCAUUGUCUGCUGCCAUGGUAUCUUCCAUCCAGAUGCCUCCUCUCCAGACUUUCCCCUCUAUAGUCCCCAUGACGAGAAUAAUUGGUAUCUCGCCGAUUUCCAAAAAUCAAAUCCCGAGACAGGCAAACCUGGGGAGCAAGAGACGUUUCUGGCGCAUGCGUUGGCCGGGAUUGAUGCUCUGAUCGGUGAAUUGUCUCCGGAUGUCCCCAACAGGACACUCUUGGUCAUGAGCGGUGGCUCCACCAAACCCUCGUUGACCCCGCUCAGCGAGGCCCGUUCCUACUACCAUGCAGCGCUGGCGCACGAGUUGGCAGAGGGCAAUCGUGGAGGCGGACGAACGUAUCAACUAUUCUCGAAAGGACGCAUUCUAUUAGAGGAACACGCUGCCGAUUCUUUCCAGAACCUGCUCUUCAGUAUAUUAUUGUUCAGACAGACGACUGGCAGGUAUCCCAAACAGAUCAGGGUCAUCACCCACGCUUUCAAGGCGCGGCGCUUUUUGGAUCUGCAUGCGCCGUCGAUCAGAUGGCCCUCGGAAAGAAUUCAAGUCCAGGGCAUUGAUCCAGUCAUGUCGGGGGCUGAGCGAGAGCAGACGAUCAGGGGUGAAGAGAAGCAUGGAUUUGCACCGUGGCUUCAAGAUCAGCUUGGUACAGGCGAUUUCCUAGCUAGCAAACGGAGAAAUCGAGGCUGGGAUGAGCAGGUGGCAGAGCAACUCGCUGAGGGGUUGGAGGUCAGCGCCAAAGAGGUCGUGAAGGGCACCGUGCCGGAACAUCUGCCGUGGGAAUCGACCGUUGUGUAGGAUGGAAACACGCAAUAAUCGGCAGCUCCUGCUUACUUAUAUCGCUACAUUUUUGAUGCUCUAUCUGUCAUGGAUCUAUGAUGCUGGCAGAUGCUAGAAGUGUCUUCCUCCGACAAUUGCAGGUCGCUUC